AUGGAGAGCACGAUCUUGAGCAACCUGACCCUAGUGGUGACCACACAGCUGGCCGCAAAUGGAGUGAAAAAAGUGUUGAGUUCCUUCGAACCCAUCAAUACCUCAGAUGCCAGCGUGAAGCAGUGUGCGUGGUUUGCCGUGCGAGAGUACAACAAGAGAAGCGACGACAAGAAUGUCUUUCUGGUGGCCAGCAUACUUCAGGCCAAGUUGCAGAUCACAAGUCACUUGGAAUACCUUAUUCACGUCCAACUCGUCCGCAGCAACUGCCCAAAGUCUUUAAGCAAUAAUGAAAACUGUGUCCUUCUAAAACCCUUCAACCUGGAAAAGAAAAUGAAUUGCAGAUUUUUGGUAGGAGCAUUUCCCUGGAAAGGAGAGUUCACUCUGUUGGAGAAACAAUGUGAGGAUGUCUAA
Molecule: messenger RNA, 411 nt
Organism: Jaculus jaculus (lesser Egyptian jerboa)
Lineage: Eukaryota; Metazoa; Chordata; Mammalia; Rodentia; Dipodidae
Product: cystatin-8
Exons: 4
Coding region: 1-411 (136 amino acids)
Cellular component (GO): cell surface; cytoplasm; extracellular region
Molecular function (GO): cysteine-type endopeptidase inhibitor activity
Source: RefSeq, a predicted model, not a curated record